Molecule: messenger RNA, 9869 nt
Organism: Ostrea edulis (European flat oyster)
Lineage: Eukaryota; Metazoa; Mollusca; Bivalvia; Ostreida; Ostreidae
Product: transcription initiation factor TFIID subunit 7-like
Exons: 10
Coding region: 3-1064 (353 amino acids)
Biological process (GO): transcription initiation at RNA polymerase II promoter; RNA polymerase II preinitiation complex assembly
Cellular component (GO): transcription factor TFIID complex
Molecular function (GO): RNA polymerase II general transcription initiation factor activity
Source: RefSeq, a predicted model, not a curated record
UGAUGUCCGGUUUAUUAAAAAUGUCGUCUAAAAAGAAAGAACCUACCAGUGAGCCACUGUUUGAUCUUGAACAACAAUUUAUAUUGCGAUUACCUCCAGGACCAGCAAUGGCACUUAAACAAGAUGUUCAGUCAUCAUCAAACACAUUGAAGGACAGACUGAGUAUUGAAACACAGCCAGAUUUCAGACGUGCGAAUGUUCGAUAUGGAAAUCAAAUUUUCCAUGGAAAAAUGGUUGAUUUACCUUGUAUUGUUGAAACAAUGAAAACAGUGGAUAUGAAGACUUUCUACAAAACAGCUGAUGUCUGUCAGAUGUUGAUAUGCAAAUCAGAUGAUGAUACAAGUCAAGAUGAAAAUGAAAGUCCAAAGAAAAAAGAAAAAGACAAGAAAUAUCUCUGGAACCAUGGCAUAACCAGGCCAUUGAAGAAUGUCCGAAAAAGAAGAUUUCGAAAAACUUUGAAGAAAAAGUAUAUGGAGCAACCAGAUAUAGAAAAAGAAGUCAAGCGUUUGUUUCGUACCGAUGCUGAUGCAAUAGAUGUCAAAUGGGAAGUGAUCACAGAGGAGGAGAAACCAGAGUGCUCUGGACAGAUGUCGAUUACCAAGUCUGGAGGAACGAGCCUGAAAAGGACAGACACCUCCACCAGUCUGGAUAAUUAUGCGAUUUUUGGGGACCUGAGUAGCUCUGAUGAGGAGGAGGAGAAAGAUAUCAACAUAAUGGAUAGUGGAGAGGAUGACAUUUCACGACUCUCAUUUUCCCAGCACCACAUGAGCUUUGACAGCAUGGAUUCCUCCAAUAUUGAGGGCCAGGAUGUUAUGACUGACGCUGAAAAUGCUGAACUGCAGGGGAAAUUAAAUGAACUGAAGAGACAAGUUGCAGAAAUACGUCAUAGGCGUGCCUCUCAGGAACAAAGUGAAUUGAACAUAGCAGACCCAGAGCAAAAGGAAAAAGCUCAAGCUAUUUUAAAGAAAAUCAUUCAAGAGGAAAACGAAAAGCUCCAAGAGGUAAGUUGUGGUCAUCCAUCAAAUCAUAUAAUUUACAGUGUUUCAAAAGAUCUGCGAUUUUAAAGUUGUAAGUAAAUCACAAUGAUAAUUAAAUCAUCCUUAUCCAUGAUCUGUAACCCAUUAUCGGUAAUUUUAAAAAAAUCAAACUCUAAGAUUAACAAUUAAGGUAGGUCCAUCCUAUUAAAAAUCUGUGUCAUUUUCCCCCCAAUUAAAUAGCUUAAACAACUCUUAAGCUUACAUUUGACAUACCUUAUUUUCUUAUAAUGUGUCUUCCAGCACAUGCACCCAAAAUCAAAUAUCAAAACAUUUCACACACAAAGUUGAUGUCAUAAUUUAUCAAUGUAUUUGCUAAAACACACCAUGUUAAGUUGUGAUAUAUUAAAACUAAAAUUUAUUCAUUAGUUAUAAACAUUUAAAAAAUUUACAAAGGAAAAUGUAAAUAAUCUGAUGUUUAAGUUGCUAAAUGAUAACUGGACGUUGAUGGCCAGAAUGUAAAAUUCAAGCUGGAUGCAUGAAAGGAUUUACCGGCCUAAAGGUCAUAGGAUACCCAAGAUUUUGGACACAUCAAACAAAGUAGGAUUUUGCUGUGUUUACUAUAACUAUAAAAAUUGGUUUUUGUAGGAUACUAUGGAAGAUUAACUGCAUCUGCAAUAUUUUUAAUAAUCAGAAUCUAAGAUGUGCAAAUAGAAAUGAACUGUAAGCACUUUUUAGUCACAUUCACACUUUCAGAUUUCUGUGCUUCUUGACAUAGAAAUGUCAUCAUUAGUAAAACAAUAAGUGUACAAUUUAAUAUGUAAAGCUGUGUAGGUAGGUUUGCUUUUUUCAAAAAUCACCGUUUAGCCAUUUAUGUGACAGAGAGAGGGUGGAACACAAACAGGUGUGAAUUUAAAAAGAUUCCUUGUUAAGUUAGAGCAUUUCAUUUUAUUUCGGAGAACUUAGCAGUUAGUGAUGUUUUAUCUCAAUUAUUAUAUAUAUUUCUUCUUUGUACCAUAAACCAUUUAACAUGAUGCACAAGGACUCACUCUUAGAUAUAAAACAAAAUUAGUGACUAUCGUGUUUACUUUCUAUUUUUAGCGUUAAAUCUAAACAGACAUGCAUAAACUUUUUUUUUUACCUUUUCAUUCCAUAUACAGUGAAACUUCUUUAAACCGAUGGACUGUCAGACUGAAUGAAACAGUCGGAUUAGAGGGGUGGGUGGCAGGUUUACUGGGAACUUAGUAUUCAUUACAUGUACAGUGAAACUUCUCUAAACCGACGGACUGCCAGACUGAUUGAAACAGUCAGAUUAGAGGGGUGGGUGGCUGGUUUACUGAGAACUUAGUAUUCCUUACAUGUACAGUGAAACUUCUCUAAACCGACGGACUGCCAGACUGAAUGAAAUGUACAGUGAAACUUCUCUAAACCGACGGACUGAAUGAAAUGGUCGGAUUAAAGAGAUGGGUGGCUGGUUUACUGAGAACUUAGUAUUUAGUGAUAUUUUAUCUCGGUUAUCAUUAGACUAUAUUUCUUUUUACCAUGAACCAUAAUGAAUCCACAAGGACUAUCAUUUCACUCUCGGAAAUGAAACAAAAUAAAUGACUAACAUGUUUAUUUUUAGCACUAGAUCUAAAUAAGCAUAACUGUACCUACAUGUACACCUAACAUGUUUUUGAUUUUUUUUAAAAAUUAAUUUUUAGCACCAGAACUGAAUAAACAUGCAUAAACAUUUUGUUCAUGAAUAAAUAGACAUGCAUUUGAGAUUGAAAAACUCCAUAUAAAUUUUAUAUUUUCAAAAAAGUCUUGAUACUUGUUUAAUGUAAAUCCCAAGAUUGUUGAUUGGGAAAAACUGACACAUUAGCAAAUCAGAAUAAGUUUAUUGAUGCAGAACUAGAAGCAUAGCCAGUGGAUUUCAUUUGAUAUAUAGCUACAUGUAUAUACUUGAAUUUCUUCUAAAAGAGUGAUUCAUUAGCUGAUUAAACUUAAUAAUGUUGGUGUUUUACUUAAUCUUUUGUUAAGAAAUAUUUUUCUAUUGUUUGAAAAAUAUGUACAUCCCAUGACAUUAUGAUACUUAUCACCAAAACUAUUGCAAUCACACAUUUUACAUCCAUAUAAACUUCUUUCAAUAUUAUUUCAUCUACCAGUUUCUAUUGGAAGAUGAUGAUUACAAGUUCACAAUUUAGUGAACAUGAUCUUUAAAUCUCCAGACAAAUUCAACAGAUAGUUUUACAGGCCAAAAUUUGUUUUAAAAAUUCUGUAAUUGAAUAUACAUUUAGUUGAGUUAUUGAUAACACUACUCCAUUUUUGUACAAAUUGGUUUUUUAGCACUUCUCUUGUACAAGGCUAUAGCCAGUUAAAGCUAUGAAAUGCUUGAUUUAUAUAUAUAUAUAUAUAUAUAUGACAAUCUACAAGAAUUAUUAUAUCCUAUAUACAUUUUCAUCCAUGGGUGUAUAAAUGACCCAUUCAUAUAACACUUGUAAAAAUAGCACUAGAUUACAUUUGUAAGUUUAUUCUCAUACUAUAAUAUUUGGUCAGUACAUAAACGUUCUUAUUCUAACAUUUGAAGAAUUGUCAAUGGAUACUCAGUACUACUUUCUCCGUACACUAUACAAUGUCCAGUUUUCAGGGUUGGUCGGUUUUGUGAGAAUUUCUUUGUAAGGAAAAUUUUAAAAAUCAACUGAUAUUUCAGGAGGGCCAGUUUUCUGAGGGGCUGGUUUGGAGAAGUUUCAUUGUAUAUUCAUUGUGGGUUAGGUUUCAAUGCUUUAAAAUUAAUGUGGAUUGACGUAUGCAUGAAUAAACUUCCAAAUUGAAAAAAGAAAAAUUGUUUUAAGAGACUCCAGAGAAAAGUUGAAUUAGGAUACUGCUAGUAUGAAGUCAGUAAUUUUAAUUGUAUUUUCAAUGUAUUCCAAGAAAUAUGUAUGAAUUAUGAAUGUAUACUUCACACAAAAGUAUGUACAAAUGAAAAAAAAGAAGGAGAAAAAACAGGAAAUUGUGGCUAUGAAAACAAUGGAUAAAAAGAUCAUUUACUUUGGAAGAUUCAUUUUUAAUUAAUACAUUGUAAUUCUGUUAAUUGAAAUUAGGAUUUUACAAACCAAAUUGGAUAACUGCUACAUGUAGCUUUAAAAGACAGAAAAAUUUGCUGUGAAAGGAAAUAAUAAUUUCAUUGUUUGGAUAUUCCUUAAAACUGAAUUAAUAUAUUAAUUGAAAAGCUGUGUUUUAAUACAGAGUCUGUAGGCUGUAAAUACUAAACCUAAGAAAUUCAAAAUCAGAAGUCAAGGACAUAUCUUUUGAAAUAUCAGCAUCAUUACCGGUCUGUAAUGAAAUGAUUCAGAUGAUGCCAAAAAUCUGUUAUUGAUCACUGAUACGACAGAAAGUCUGUGUACACUUGAGUAAAAUAGGCUAAUGACUUUUAGGAUAAACAACUGUAAUGGAUUUCAAUCAUAAGGAUGAAUCAAUGUAAUACAUUUAUAAUUUUCAUUACAAGCAUAACAUAAUGUCUUAUUGAAUCCUUUCAUGCCAAACAGUGCUGAGAACCAUUAGGAAAGUUUGAAUGACUGUAGUAGAAGAGCCCCUUAAUCAUAGACAACACAACUUCAUUUAAAAGCCCAGCAAGCAUUAUUUCAUAGAAUAUUUUCUUAUAGUAAACUAGAGAGAUGAUAAAUAUAAACAGCAUUGACUUAUUACUCAUUGUCAUUAUCAGGGGCCUCCGUGGCCGAGUGGUUAGAGCAUCGCGCUCAAAAUCACAUGGCCUCUCACCUCUGUUGGCGCGGGUUCGAAUCCCACUCGCGCCGGUAAGUGAGAAUGUUUCUCAGUUUACUUUCGGAAGGUCGGUGGUCUCUUCCCAGGUACAUUGUAUCUGGGUUCUCUCUUCCACCAAUAAAAACUGGGCAUCACUAGAUAACUGAAAAAUUGUUGAGUGUGGCGGAAAACAUCAAUCAAUCAAUCAUUAUCAGUACUUAUAUUAUACAACACAAUGACUACAGAUCUUGGGAAACAAUUCUGUUUUUAUAUGUAUAAAAUACAUAAGAGUUACUGAUAUUCAUAAACAUAAUUAAAGUAUAACAUGUUCAAGAUUUUUAAGAAAUAAUGAUUACUUUUUUUGAAUUGGGGGCUGAUAUGUUCACAUGUCAAAAUAAGAUAGCUGAAAAUGGUAAAAAAAUUAUUCGAUUAUUGAAACCAUACAAUAAGUCAACAGUAACCGUGUAGCUUAAAGUCAGAACCGCAAGUGACAGUGUUGUAGCAUAAUAUCACAAAAAAUACAAAAAUAUUUACUACAUGAACACACUGGAUAAGUACAAAAAUUCUUAUGAAAUCAUUUAUUUGAAUGUUAAACUUUAAUUUACCUAAUACCAUCACGAAAAUAGCUUGGAAUUUUAAUUAGGCUGGACCUUAAGCAGAUUUAAAAGUAGUUGCAGAUGAAUAAAUUACACUAGAUGCGUAAUGCAUAAAUGGUAAUUUGUUUCAAUGGCUUAUAGUAUUUAGGAAAAAUGAAUUGAAAUACAGUUGUAUUCUAGUUUGAGAUGAUUAACUUCUUCAAUUUUAUGUGCUUUACUUCAAAGAUAUCAGAAAAACAGAAAUAAAAAAAAGAUUGGAGAAACAUUCGAAAUGAGAAUUUAUUGAAAAAUGUCAAUGAAACAUUUUCACGUCAAUAGAAAAUAUGUAUUAUAAUUGCAUAAUUUUCAUGUUUUGUGUUUGUUUGAGUUUCAAGUUUUUAGUUAUGUUUAACAAUUUGCUUUCUGUUGUUAAUGUGCAUGAUGUAUUUACAUGAAAUCAUAGAAGCUUCUUUUAAAUAACAUCUUAGAAUUUAGAAAUGUCAGCCAGUUUUGAAGCAAUGGGUUAUAUAUAGGCAGAACCCAUCUCAAACAAACAAAACUUAAUCAGGCAAUACAGAAACUGGUUAGUAGAUGAAAAUAUUACCAGUCUGGCAGAGGAAACAUUAAAAAAUAAUGUGGAAUGUAUAUUUACUAUUUAUGAAUGUAGAUCGAGGCAUGGCAGAGUUUGACACUAAGGCACAGCCGAUCGGCCGAGUCUACUAAAUGAUAGGUCCAGUCGGGUAAAAUAUUGAUUUACUAGUGUUACUGGUCGUGUUGAAAAAAUAAACAAGAAACUUUACUUUAAACCAUAAGAUAUUUUAUUCUUAGCUAAAGAAAAAAAUAACUAAAGAGUUUGCGAGCAAUUUUGAACCAUGUGAUGACAUAAUCUUUAUUUUUAGUUCUAAUAAAUAAGUCACGGUGAGAAGUGAUGUUUUACGACAUCUACUCAAUGUUAAUGUGUGUGAAGUUAUGUUUCGGAUAAAUAGAUAUAAAUUGAAUUCAUUUUCAUUUUUUAAAAAACCCAGUUUAUUUGAAUUAGAUAUAGGAAAGUGUUAAUUGAAUUAAUAAAUUACAUUGUAAACAGCCAUUUUUCGUUGUUGACAUGUGCAGGAAUGUCUACCGUAUAUACUCGCCUAUAAGUUGGUUCGCCUAUAAGUCGGUUGUAUAGUUUUUAGGUUAUUUUGGAGGGAAUUGCCAUUGACCCAUUUGUAAGUCGUCUAACUUUUUUCAAGAAUCAAUUUACAAUUUCUAAUCAAUGCUCUAAUAUUUUUACCUGUGUUUCAAAUAAUAUUUUGAGAAAAGCGUCGAUAUAUGAUAUUUUCCCCCAACAAAUCAAUUUCAUAUCAAUACUCUUAUGUAUUUCUAUCCGUAUUCCAAUAAUGUUUUGGGAUAUGACAUCGAUAUUUCACUUUUUAUUCUCAGCAAAUUAAACAGUUACUAUUUUGUUUAUUUCGUCCAUGUUUUUGUUGUUUAAAAACACUUGGCUAUACAUUACACUAUCCCGAAAAAUAGUAAUCUUCUUAGGACACUCCAGUAAGUCGGACAUAGAGUUUUGGACCAAAAUUUAACUCCCCAAAAUCCGACUACCUAUCCUGGGUUCAGGCCUAUGGGCAGGGCCAAUAUGGUCAUGUAAUGAAAAUGCAUUAAAUCUUAGAAAAUCCUCUUUUCUACUCCCAUAUAUAUUAUGUAUUUGAGAAAUUAUGAUAUCCAUGAAGCUCUCUACCUAAAGUGCGAGAUUCAUGGCUCCAGGAUGAUAGGGGAUCAAAGUUUCACAUAGAAUAUUUAGGGGAAAUCUUUAAAAAUCUUCGAAAGAACCACUGAGCCAGAAAAGUUUACAUUUGCAUGAAAACUUCCUGACGUAGUGCAGAUUCAAGUUUGUUAAAACCAUGGUUUCCGGGGGUAGGAUGGGGCCACUAUUGGGGAUCAAAGUUUAACAUGCAAAUAUGUAGGGAAAAUCUUUAAAAAUCUUCUUCUCAAGAGAAUCACUGGGGUAGAAAAGUUUACAUUUACAUGAAAGCUUUCUGACAUAGUGCAGAUUCAAAUUUGUAAAAAUCAUUGCCCCUGGGGUAAGUUUGGGCCACCAUAGGGAUCAAAGUUUUACAUGCAAAUAUGUAGUCAUUUACCAAAAUUGUAAAUUUCAUGAUAACCAAGGACUGGGAGUAAGGGAUUUUUUUCCGGGGUGGGGCCAAAAUUAUUCAAAUGAUUAUUGUCUUUAUCAUUUGAAAGACUUCUUUGAGUCUACUAAUAUGGUAUACAAACUAAAUGCAUAUUUAGGAAAAGCAGAAAAGGAUAUAUAGUACCAAUAUUGUGAAUUUCGCAACCCUUAAUAUCAUAUCUUGUAAAGUCGUUCAUCAGUAUAGGCACUUCCUGGGGCAUUUAAGUUUUAAGAAGACAUCUUGUUUUAUACUGUUGCUGAAUAUUAGAAUCAAUUUAGCUUAUGUAGAACAGGAAUUUUUUCUAGAUUUCAUAGCCCUUUGGACUAGUGAUACUUUUAACUAAUACUCAGGUGAUCGAUAAGGCCUGUGGGCCUCUGGUUACUUUUUUUUUCUCAAAAGAAGUCCUUUAUGGUUAGAAAGUAUCAUUAUUUAUUUUACACUGUUAAGUUUAAUUUAAAACUAACAAAGUCUAGUGAGACCUAAAAGCUAUGGACUUUUAAUGAAUGAACAACUAAGACUGAAGCAUACAUCUACUCCUAUUUUGAUAAAUUCAAUGUAAAUCAAUUUUAUGAAUGGUCAGGUGGUGGCUGUAUCGUCAUCAAUGGGUUUUUUUCUACCUCAUUCAUUGUGAAGGACUCUGAAGAGCUGUUGACUAAUUUUGAUUGUGAUGGAGUAUAUAGAUGAUGGUCUCUUAGACUGAUCAAUAUUUGAAAAAUCCCUGUCAUUGUUUACCAAAAUCAAAGGUCACAAAUACAGAGUGGAGCAUGGUUUUCUAGACAAUGGACAUCCAAGAACAGCCAUUGAAAAGUCUAAGAGGAAUCAAUGCUGCAUUGUUAUAAUAAAUGCUUUUAUGGCCCCAUAAAGUCAGAAACUCAAUUAAUUCUGCUGGUAUGUUUACUUGGUAAAAUACCUUUUGAAUUUAGAUUGAUACUGUCACAAUACGAGUUCCAUUGUUCUGGAGACAAAUGUUUUACAUUCUCACAUAAUUUUCAGCAUUGACAACCCUUAUAAUUGAUGGUAGUCAUGAACACUCCAAUAUUGUGAUUUAUUUCCAUGCUUUAAAUAUUCAAUAACAGAUACUGUAUUACAGAAGAUGUAGAAGGGGAUAUGUCCUGAACUAUAUGUAUCAAUUAAUGAUUUCUGUUCUGACAUUCUGAUAUUGUUGUAUUUCAAAAAUUGGGAUUAACAUAUUUACUUUGAAUAGAAAAGAAAAGAUAUUAAUAUAGUUAGAAUUUUAAUUUUGAAAAUACAUGAAGUUAUGAACUGCAACACUUUCUGUCAGCAUAAUUCAUGAAGUACUUUAUAAUUUCAAAAAUGAAAUUUAUUUUUUGUAUUUACAUUUUACUUUUAUUUCAGUCAGAAUUCCCAACUAUAAAAAUAGACGUACUAUAUUUAUUAAGAUGUGCAUUGUUCAUAACUGCACUGCAUUCAUGAGGAAAUGGAUAUCAUUACAACUUGUAAAGACAUAAAGGCAAAAACAUUGGAAAUGUAAAAUACCAUAUAUAGAACAGAAAAGAGAAUACACAGAUUUUAAAAAAUCACAUACUAUGCAGGGUUCAUAAAUAUGCAUCACCUAGAUUAAUAUAGAUUGAAAAGGAGAAAUUUAAAAUCAUACCAGUCUUGGAUAGCUGCAGCAUUGUGAUUAUUAGUGGUACUGAGCCAAAGUGUGUGUGUCUGCCUGUCUGUCAAGUGUAAACUUCUCAAAUUUUAAUCUUCUUCUCAAGAACCACUGGACCAAUUUCAAACAAACUCAGAGGCAUCAUAUUAGUAUCCUAACACAAAAGGGGUAUAUUUUAAGCUGUUUUUCCAAAAACAUUAAGAGCAAGUUUGGAUAUGUUUCAUAUUUAUGCCUUAGAUUUAUCUUUCUACUAGUGCAAGUUUGACAGAAAAAUUUUGUUUGUCAACAGAUUUGCUUUGUAAGAAAUAUGUUUACAAACAUUAGCAUUACCUAUAUUGGAAUAUGUAUUCCAAAUAACUGUAAAUUUCAAAGGCAGACUACAUGAAACAGUGUUUGACAUGAUUUCUUAUACAUGUAUGACUUAAAUACAAUUUAAUCUAUAUUCAUAGCUUUAAAACAAUUUUUUCUGUAUCACUCUUGAAUUAUGUGCUGGAGGGGUGUUAAGAUAUUGACUAUGUAGUAUUCACUCCCUUAGACUCCAAAGUUGGUAGGGAGCUCAAAAUAUAUAUGCAUUAUGUUUGUGAUGAAAUGUUUCACAGAUCAUUUACAUCCCCAUUUCUUAGUUAUUCAAGCAGCUUUAUAAUAAUACAUUGAAACAUAUGAGCUAUCUGAAUAGUUGUGCAAACCGUCUGCACCAAGCUUUAAAUUUUAUGGCAAAAAUACUAUUUUUAUCUGAAGAUUUUUUUCCGAUAGCAAGCAUGUUCUGAAUAGAUAAGUUUCACUGUAUUUUUCAUUAAAAUAAAAA